AUGACCGAUACACCUUUUUCCCCUUCCGGUGGAGCUCCUCGAGCUCCUAACACCACGACAUAUCCUGCACCGAGCAUCUCUUCCGUUCCUCGUCGCUCCUCUUACGCCUCCGUUCUCUCAGGAACUCCCGCUACUACCUCGACCCAAGCCAACACUCCGUUCUCGCACUCGAACUCGGUUUCCACUUCAUCUUAUCCCCCACCCUUUCACCCCGAAGCUCGCCUGUCUAGGCACUCGACCGCCGUGGAUGCAGAUAUGCAGAUGAACUCCUCCUGGAGGUCUUCCUCCGGGGACUCGCUCCCUCCAUAUUCCAGAAAGUUUGCGAGCUUUCCGGCGUUUGAUCCCUUUUUCCAAAGCCCUGGCAGCUUCUCCGAUUCCUCCUUCACGCCCUCCUAUCUCCGCAACUCCCGAUACAUCUCCCGCCUCGAUGCUGCCCGCCGCGCAAAAUCUGCUCCCCAACGCGAUGGAGCUUCGGUUGCUUCAAUCCAGGGAAGCGCACCGCGAAUCGCGCCUUCAUACCGCGGAAUGACGUAUGAUAUCAUUGACAGGGAACCCGCCGGUGACGACGACAAUCCGAUGCCGCUUCCCUCUCGAUGGAAUGACUCGGAUAAAUAUCAAGGCCUGGAGCUUCCGAAUGAAGGGUUGGAGAUUCGAUAUACCGGACCGGUCAACAAGCAGGAGCAUGAAGCUGCGGCGGUGCGAGCAGAUCAUCCCAUGCCGCCGCAAUGUGGCAUUUACUACUUUGAGAUUACCAUACAUUCUAAACCUAAGGAAGGGAUGAUUGGAAUAGGAUUCUCGAGUAGCAAAGCGUCAGUCGAGCGGCUUCCGGGCUGGGAACAGGAAUCAUGGGCAUACCACGGCGAUGACGGCAAAUCGUUCUUUGGCGAGAGCCAAGGGCAAGGGCGACAAUAUGGGCCGACUUUUGGCGUCAAUGAUACUGUGGGAUGCGGAGUAAACUUUUCGAGUGGCUGUGCCUUCUUCACAAAGAACGGUGUCUUUCUAGGUAACGCGUUCCGGGAGCUGCGAAAUCUGAAAGUUUAUCCAUCCGUGGGCAUGAAGAAACAACCGCCGGUGCAUUUAUCCGUCAAUUUCGGCAAACAACCAUUUAUGUUUGAUAUCGACGGCAUGGUCAAGAAAGAGAAAGCUGCCAUUCAUUCGGAAAUCCGAUUGACAAGCAUCGCUAACAUUCAACCCCCACUGGAUGAAUCUGCCUUCUUGCAGGAGUUGGUUGCGCAGUUUUUAGCCCAUGAUGGAUACGUAGAGACUGCUCGAGCAUUUGCUGAAGAAGUUGCGGCUGAGUCGGCAGCACUGGAGAAUGGCCGCCAGGCGCAGCUGAAAAAGUACGAAGUCGAAGAGGAUCUGGAAGCGAUCAACCGACAAAAAAUUCGCGCGGCUAUUCUCGAGGGCGAUAUUGAUAAAGCUCUAAAGUAUACUAACGCCUAUUACGCCAACGUUCUACAGCAAUACCCCCACAUACACUUCAAACUACGGUGCCGAAAGUUUUUGGAGAUGAUGCGGCGUUCCACCGAGUUGUCGUCAGCAGCAAAGAAGGGAAAAGCUACCAACGGUCUCUCGGACAGCGCUGUUUUUGACGAAGAGAUGGAGCUUGAUGAACACAUGCAUGACCGCGACGGCUGGGAGGUUGAUGGCAUGGACAUGGAAGAGAGCGAGACCGCAACCAAGUCCAACCAGCUGCUAACCGACGCAGUGCAAUAUGGGCAGCAACUUCGAAUGGACUACCCAAACGACGAGAACGGAGGGGACAAGAAGAUGCUAGAUGACAUUUUCUCGCUUGUGGCUUACCCGGAUCCCAAGCGCUCGGUGCAUGGUCACUAUCUGGAUCCAGCUGGACGCGUUGCUGUUGCGGAAGAAUUAAACUCGGCGAUUUUAGUGUCACUUGGCAAGUCAUCAGCAGCGGCUCUGGAGCGGCUGUAUCAACAAACAGAAGUAUUAGUCAACGAGAUCAGUGAAGAGGGAGGCGCUGGGGCGUUUAUCAAUGUGCGCAAUGACUUUCUACAAUGA
This is a messenger RNA of Aspergillus calidoustus, 2022 nucleotides long. The record is from the annotation of a GenBank genome assembly. Lineage: Eukaryota; Fungi; Ascomycota; Eurotiomycetes; Eurotiales; Aspergillaceae.